GGCUUACGUAGGUCAUCCUGCAUCCUCGUAUUUUCUCAGAGUCUAGCCAUGGGAAGGCGUCCGGCGAAGUGCUACCGCUACAACAAGAACAAGCCGUACCCCAAGACUCGCUAUUGCCGAGGUGUGCCGGACCCGAAGAUCAGGAUCUUCGAUGUGGGCAAGAAGAAGAUGCCGUGUGAUGAGUUCCCGGCCACAUGUCAUUUGGUCUGUGACGAGGACCAGCAGCUCACAAGUGAGGCAUUGGAGGCGGCGCGAAUCGCCGUCAACAAGUACAUGAUCACCAAUGCCGGACGAGAUUUCUUCCACAUCCGCAUGCGGCCCCACCCCUUCAACGUGCUGCGCAUCAACAAGACCCUGAGCUGCGCGGGGGCGGAUCGCUUGUCCAGCGGCAUGCGCGGGGCCUUUGGCAAGCCCUACGGCACCGCCGCACGGGUGGACAUUGGACAGGUGCUGAUCUCUGUGCGCACCAAGGAGAUGAGAAGAUCCAGAUCGCGGUGGAGGCGCUUCGGAGGGCCAAGUUCAAGUUCGCGGGCAGGCAGAAGGUGCACAUCUCCUCCAAGUGGGGCUUCACGCGCUUCACCCGGAAGGAGUACCAGCAGUACAAGGCCCAGGGGCGUUUGGUGCCGGAUGGCACCACCGUGAGGUGGCUGUCCAGCCGCGGUCCCUUGUGGCGCCUCAUCGGCCGCGAGAACGCCUAGACGAGCUGAGGAAACCCAUGAGCCGGUGGGGUACAGAACGGCGAAGCGAGGCUUAUGCAGGAGAGUCGCACA
Molecule: messenger RNA, 770 nt
Organism: Effrenium voratum
Lineage: Eukaryota; Dinophyceae; Suessiales; Symbiodiniaceae
Source: the annotation of a GenBank genome assembly